UCAGCUGUGGACCCCGCCGUGCUGCUCACUAGUAUCAGUGUGUCUGUGUCCGCGUGUCCGCCGUGUCCGCUGGAAGCCAUGCUGCUGCCGCUGGUUAUGUGGACGCUCCUGAUGAUAGUCCGGUCUGAGCUGGACGACUACUCCUUUUACGAGCCCGGAGCGCCGCUGCGACGACAGUUUGAGCUACUUGAACAGAAGCCGCACAUGAUGAUCACUUGCACGAGUACGACCGUGAUCGGUGAGCUGAAGUACCGGCUGACACCGCCGGCACCGGAGCCCGACUCCGCGCCACCGUGGGUGGUGUACCGGCUGUCUGAGCCCCCUGAGAGCGGUGACCGGUCAGCCGACCCGUACCCCACCCUUCAGCGCUGUCUGGGACACCGGGCCUGCGCGUUCCGCUUCAGCAACGAAUUCUGCGGACGGGACCCCGCCCCCGGCCGGAGGAAGCGAAUCUUGCUGAUGGUGAGCUGUUUCGAAGACAUCAAUCACUCCAAUGCAGCGGUGGUGCACCUCCAGUACCGGUCGCUGCUGGAGGCCGGUGUCAGGAACUACCCGGCGGUAACUGUGGAGGAGCGGCUGCAGCCGGCGGACCUGGUGUUCGGUCUCCGCUGCCCCAGAGAUCGGCAGGCCGCCGCGGCCGCCGGCUACCACGGCGUCUGCUCGGGUCAGGUCGAUGACCCGGACCAGCUCCGGCAGAGGGCUGCCUUCAUCCUGGCCACAACCCACUCCGCCCAGUGCCGGAAGCAGCUCAGCCAGGUGCUCUGUUCGUUAGCCUUCAGUCGCUCGGCCGAGUGUCUGCCCCCGUUUAUGUGGAGCGAGGAACGACCGAGCGAGCUGGUCGCCCCUCGAUUCGGCGAUGGCAGUGACGGAAUGACAGGAUCCGUACCAGCGGCCAGCG
Molecule: messenger RNA, 898 nt
Organism: Amphibalanus amphitrite
Lineage: Eukaryota; Metazoa; Arthropoda; Thecostraca; Balanomorpha; Balanidae
Exons: 5
Source: RefSeq, a predicted model, not a curated record